AUGGAAGCUUUCUGCGCUCCGCAAGCUUGCCUUGCAGGCUCAUUGGCACAUCGCGGGUCCAUAUAUGGAUGGCGACAAUAUCCGGUUCAGCGGGAGCGGCUGCCAAAGACACGCAGGUUCCCCCGCAGCGGGCGUAGUGCUCAGGUUUUCUGUGCGCUCUGCGCAGCUGGUCGGCUUGGUGAUGCUCCACCCUUACCUCGACGGCGUGGCCCGAAGGGCCCGCGGCAAAAGCGCCAGAUCCAGAAGCAGGAGGAUGCCACUGCAGAAAGUGCUCGUGCCCGCUUCGAAGAACGCCGGCGGCAGUGGGCAAAGAUGCGGAGAGAUGGUCGGCUCGACAUGGAGUCAUCUGUCACCGAGCAGGCAGUGCUGGAGAAGCGACAGCAAAAGAAGCAAAAGGACGCCAAUGAUCGCACCAAGGUUGAGCUGCAGCGGCUGAGAGCUGAGGGCAAGCAGCAGGACCUGGUCGAGCUUCUGCCGACGUUGGGUGGAGAUCCUUGGCAAUACGGCGUGGAAUGCUUGCUGUCCAUGGGCGCACUAGAGUCGGUUGCGGCAAUCGUUCGAGAUGACAGGAGCCGCGUCGCCCCAAAGAAUUGGGCGGAGGCAGCAGUUGCCUUGGCUGACGCCGUACUCUGCAUUGACCAGGCUUCCAACGAAGCCAUUGACAAAAGCAAGGCCGAGGAGCUGCUGGCUGAACUUAUCGACGCAGGGCGCCCGCGUCAGGCACUGGAAGUGUACACCCAGCUGGCUAUCCUGGACGCACAGCGUGCCGUGAAUCUGCUGGAGAGGGCGCGCUGGCCGAAAUCGGAUGCAGAAAGGGAGGCCACGGUGAUGCGGUCAUGCGAAUUUCUAGCUCCCACAGCACGGAUAUGGCUCCGCAGGUCCGCUGAAACAUCGCUUUCGCAGUCCGCCCGCGACAUCAUCCUGGCACCGAUUCUGUAUCCAAAGUUCUUCCUGAAGUGGUGCUUGCCUCCUUUUAUGUGUUUUCUGUGCUUCUGCUGCCAAAGCGUCUUGCUACAUUUGACGACGGUGAAGUUUGUCAAUCUGCAUCAGGCGAAAGAGCCACUCGCGGAGGAUGCAGGCCACAUCGCCUUGGGCAAGGCUGAUGUUCCCAUGCAGCUCCUAGACAUGAUUUCCGGCGGCGUCCUGAUGUGCUUCGUCGCCGGUGCUGUACUUCUUCGUGACUUGAGGACCUGGAGCAAGUUGUUCUUCUGCAAUGGCAUACUCUUCGUCCUCAAAGGAGUCUUCGACUACGUCACAGUCCUGCCCGACUCGAUUGGGAUGGACAAAUGUCAAGCAAGGCUGGGCGUCGCACCACUGAAGGAGUUCGAGAGACUUGGCAAACUCAGCGGCCAAGACUUCAUCGAUGCCAUGAUCUCCUUGGAGCUUCGUGGCGUGGGCGGGACAUGGCCAGUUCGGUACUGUGCCGAUAUGCUCUUGAGCGGUCAUACCUUCGUGAUGCUGCUCUAUUUGCUGGCCGUGGCUGAUCUAGGGCAGCGGGCGACGCUGCUGAUGGAAUCUCCACAGAGAGAAAUCUGCCAGGCGCUCAUUGGUAUCUUUGCACUUUGCUGCACCGCAGCCGAUCUGUACUUGAUUGUGAUCAACCACUUCCACUACACCGUGGAUGUUGUCAUGGCCAUCGUGAUGACGUUCUUACUCUACACAAAUGCAGGCAUGGCCGUGGUGGUUCAAUGGUAUGCUUCUGAACACGGCGAGGGCAGUCGGAAUACGGAGGACAAUGGAAUGGUGUGGGUUCCGACAGCGAUGUUUCCUUUCUGCUGCUUUGGUGGGUACUACAAAGUGAAAAUGCUUCAAUCAAAGGAGGUUCUCCAGCGGCAGGCAGCGGAUGGAAGCGCAGCCUGGGAAAGGCUGGCCGCGCCUGGGCCGGAGGCCAAAGACUAUGGCACGAUGCAAGCCCCAGCACAGGAGAAGACUGAGGAUUCAUCAGUUCGACGGUCUGAGUGUAGCUUUUGUGGCUGUGCAGAAGCCGGCGGCGCCUUCGAGAAGGCCUUGUCACGGCUGAGCGGGCCGCCUGGUGUCCCCAGUGAGAACGCUAGCCUGGAAUGGGCACCUUGUGGCACGCUGACAUGGGCUGAGCUCGGGGCAGCUUCUGUGCUGACGUGUCCAGGCUCUGCUCCCAAGCUGUCUGCGGACUGGCACUUGAAGGAGGCAUGGGCUGUGCACAGUCGCGGCACGGCAAUAGAGCUGACCUGGCUUUGCAGCUACGCCCUCCUUGGGAAGGCCAAUAUGUCACACUUCGGCUCUGGCAAUUCGAUCGGGGUCUGGCCGCCAGCUUGGAACGACGAGCCCAAUAUGGUGAAUCGAUGGAAUACCCUGAUUCGCCUGGUUGCAAAGCGCCGCCGAAUGCAAGAUGUUUUCCAGGUCUACGAUGCCAUGCGAGCAUUGUGGGUUCGGGCGGAUCACGGGACCACGGAGUUUAUUGCAAGAGCAGCAGUGGCCACCGUGGAUCUUAGCGGCCUCGUGGACUCGUUUCAUACGAUGCCGCCAGCUCGAUAUCCCGAGGUUGUCUUCGUGGGCUGGUCCAACGUCGGCAAAAGCUCCUUAAUCAAUUCUCUCCUCCAUCGCACAGCUGUGGCCCCCGUGUCCACGAUGCCCGGGAAGACGACUCAGUUCCAUUUCUAUACGAUGAACGAGCACAAUGCAGCUUUCCCGAAGAUGACACUGGUUGACGUUCCUGGCAUUGGCGAGGCCAUGGCAGACGAGGUGCAGACGAGGCACUGGAGGCGAACUCUCGACUUGUACUUGAAAGAGCGUGGUCCGACGCUGCGCCAGGUUUUUCACUUGAUCAGCUGCGAGGUCUUGCUGCGUCGGCAGAGACCCUCUCCUUUGGACGUUUCGGUGAUGGAGAUGUGCCUCCAUCACCGAAGCAAGUUCAACUUGGAUUACACCUUGGUGAUCACAAAGAUUGAUCUCAUCAGGAGCAAGAGAGAUGCCGAGACUGUGUACGAGAACCUGUGCAAAGUUGUUCGCAGGCUUCGACUUGGCUCAGCCAAGAUCGUCCCGGCCAGCGUGCGCAGCACCACUGGCCGCGUGCUGCUUUGGAAGCGCUUGUGGAGGUCCGUGGAUCCCGAAAACACUGCGCACUCAUCGCAAGAUCUCAGCGCCCUCCGCCAGGAGGUGGAGCGGCUGGUCGAAGAAAAAGAUGCCGAGGCUUUGAUCACACGAGCCAAGGAGGAGUCUGGAGAUGGAUGGGAAUGCAUCGUUCGGGGAAUCCUGGCUCUUGGCAGACUCCAUGAUGCCUGGCACAUCAUCCAGGCCGGUCCGCAAAGAGCCCAAGGUUUGGAAGAGCAUGAAACUGCGGAGGAUGCCAUCGAAGAUGACAUGGAGAUGCUCAAGGAGGGCCUCUUGGAGGCUGCGGAGGCCGGGGAAGAAGCCGCGCAAGACAAGGACGACGAAGAUGCACAAGAAGCGUCGGAGGACGAAGCAGGCGACUUCUUCGGCAUCCCUGAAGACCUAGAGUCUGAGCAGAUGGCUGCCAUGCAGGAGAGGGCGGCCCUUGCAGUGGGCGAGGCGGCCUUGGCACCGAAGAGUGAGGGCGGCGAGCCCUUGCUGGCCCCGCGCGACCCCGCGCUGGCCGAGGAAGUCGCAAUGCUGCUGAGCAAGGAACAUCGUGGGGCGGCGGCAGAGCUGCUGAUGGAGCAGGUCGUCGCACUUGCACGGCUCGAGAGCCUGGACUCUGGCCCUGGCCAAUUUCCUCGAAGUUUCGGAAAGCUCGAAGCGCUGCUGAAGCAGGCCAAGGAGGAUGCCAUCUUCACGCCCUGGAGCGCCGACCGCUGGAACAGAUUGCUCCGAGUGGUUGGCAGCCAGGGCAACUUGCCCGCGGUUGAGAGAGUGCUGGACUAUAUGUCGCAGUUUCAGGUCACUGGUGACCAGGAAACGGAUGCCGUCAUGGCCGAGUUGGUCGUUUCAUCCGUGGACCUGGGCGGGCAGGCUGAGAAAUCAGAGAGGAUCUAG
Messenger RNA from Symbiodinium sp. CCMP2456, 3972 nucleotides. Lineage: Eukaryota; Dinophyceae; Suessiales; Symbiodiniaceae. The record is from the annotation of a GenBank genome assembly.